Auxenochlorella protothecoides is the source of this 846-nucleotide messenger RNA. RefSeq lists its product as hypothetical. Lineage: Eukaryota; Viridiplantae; Chlorophyta; Trebouxiophyceae; Chlorellales; Chlorellaceae. The coding region runs from base 1 to 846 and encodes 281 amino acids. The record is from RefSeq and is a predicted model, not a curated record. The transcript is spliced from 4 exons.
AUGGAGUACUGGGAGCGCGCGGGCGUGGCGGCCGUGGACGCGGGCACGCCCGCCGAGGCGCUCAACCUUCUGCAAAAGGCGCAGGACGUGGCAGAGGUGCUGGACCGCUACUUUGCAACACACACGCGCAGCCGCUGCAUGGCGGCCAUGGGCUGGGGCGCGGGCAUCACGCGCGAGGGGACCACGCAGUGCAUGGUGCACUGCCUGCGCGGCCUGGCGCUGGCGCGCGUGGCGCUGCCCUGGGAGGAGGCCUACCUGUCGCAGGUGCGCUGGCGCCGGCGCCUGGCCAUGGACUGGCGGCCCCGCUCCCGCCUCCUCCGCGCCUGCCUGGGCUACUCCCCGGAGCCGGUGCACGUCGCCUUCGAGCGCCGCGUGGCCAUGCUGGACCACGACUCGCUAUUCCUCAUGCGCCCGCUGCCGCUGGAGCCGGCGGCGCAGGAGGGGGGCCCCUGCCCGGGCCUGAUGACGCGCUUCCUGCCCAGCGCCGACAGCGACCCGGGGGAGGGGUCGGAGGGCUUCUGCUCCGACACCUUUGCGCCCUGCCCGCCCAAGCCGGAGCUGUGCUCGCGCGACGAGGUGCUAUACAUCCUGGAGAUGCUCUGCACCGCCCUCCUCGUCUCCAAGCCGCUGGACCUGGAGGGCGUGAAGUACCUCAUGUGGGUCUGCCGCCACCUCAAGGGCACCCAGAAGAAGAGGGGCCGGUGCCGCCGCCUCCAGGGCAUCCUGGCAGACGCCAAGACCGCGCUGAGUCAGGCGGAGGCAGAGGAGCGCAUGUCCCUGCGCGUGGCGCCGCUGCUGGGCCUGUCAGAGCACCUGGCCGGCGCCGAGGCGGGGAAGAAAGCGUGA